CUCCCCCAUCCCCUGCCAUUUUCCUCUGUUCCUCCGUCCGAAAAAAGCACGGCAACGACACCUGGAAGAGAGAUGGUUGGAGAUUUCAUGGUGUGCGUCGAUAGGAUCAUCUCCUCCGCUUGCUUAGAGGCUGGUAAUGGCGGUGGUGGCGGUAGUGGGUAUGGUGCUCCGGCGGUGGAUGUUGGUCGGGGAGAGGAGGGGCCUUCCGAGAAGAAGAAGGCUCAGUCCAAGAAGAAGAAGAAGAAGAAGAAGAAGGGAGGAGGAGAGGUUAUAGAGUGCAGGAUAUGCCAAGAAGAAGGGGACGAGAGUGAGAUGGAGGCCCCUUGCGCUUGCAAUGGCACCCUCAAGUUUGCCCAUAGGAAAUGUAUUCAGAGAUGGUGCAAUAAAAAGGGGGAUAUCACUUGUGAAAUCUGCAACCAGGUUUAUUCGCCCAAUUAUUCCCUGCCCCCAAAAAGAGCUUGUUCUGAUGCAAUGGCCAUUGAUAUCAGACAAAGUUGGGGCACACGGAUUGAUCUUCAUGAUUCCCAUUUUCUAGCCAUUGCUGCUGCAGAGCAGGAGUUGCUACGUGCAGAAUAUGAAGAUUAUGCAGCUGCAAAUACCAGUGGCAUUGCCUGUUGCCGCUCUGUUGCACUCAUUCUGAUGCUACUUUUGCUUGUUCGUCAUAUUCACAUGGUCACAAGGGAUGUUGGAAUGAUGCAGGAUGUAUCAGCCUUCUUCAAUGUAUCUCUUCAGUUUGCUGGCUUUUUUCUUCCAUGCUAUGUAAUAGCACGUUCAUGCUACCUUAUACAGAGCCGCAGGAGGCGACAGGUAUGCUUUUUAGGGUCUAAGAGGCCGUGGAAGCCUUUGGAUUUUACUCUAGCAGAAAGGGAGACAACUUGUAGUUUCCCAACUGCAAAACUUUUGGGGUGUUAAUGCUUUCCCUUGUUUGGUGCUGAGUCUCCGCCAAGAUUGGUCGUUUUCCUUUCGUACAAAAAUGAAUGGGAAUUGAAUUCCUGGGAAAUGGUGGUAGUUACGCAAAAAAUCCUGCUUCAAGAAAUGUGUAUAUGAAAUGGCUUCUCGAGUGGUUUGUGGUAGGCAGAAAGAUUUGCCUCUCUUCAAGUUACUACUGUUUUGUGGUUAAUGUGAUUCUCCUUAAAUCAAAGUAGGCAGAAAGAUCUGCCUGUCUUCAAGUUACUGCUGUUUCCGAAGUCUUCAGAAGAUGUGUGAAAUUGUGUAAUGAUGGAUGAUUGUUGGCAGCGAGCGGGCCAACAAUUUACAUCUCAAUACGUAUCCAAAUUAUCUGACAGCACUAGUUUUAACUCAAUCAAUUUCUCAAUUCCACGGU
Phoenix dactylifera (date palm) is the source of this 1324-nucleotide messenger RNA. RefSeq lists its product as uncharacterized. Lineage: Eukaryota; Viridiplantae; Streptophyta; Magnoliopsida; Arecales; Arecaceae. Gene Ontology annotation, biological process: protein ubiquitination. Gene Ontology annotation, molecular function: zinc ion binding; ubiquitin-protein transferase activity. The record is from RefSeq and is a predicted model, not a curated record. Gene Ontology annotation, cellular component: membrane.